AUGAAAUAUAAUAUCCUCAUAUUUUUAAUAUUAUUAUCAGGCACUUACACAACAGUACUAUGUGUAAGGAAUCAGGAGGAACCAUCUGCUUUAUCCUCUUCUUCUUCAGAUAGCAGCCAUACAACUGGCGAAAGGGGAACCGAAGGACAUGGUGCUGGUCAUCAAGCAGGAAAAGAAGCAGAGAAAGCUCAACAAUUGGAAUCCACCGGAACCGGGGUAGGUGGUCAGGGUCAUGGAACUCAAGAACAUCAACAAUCUCUUCAAGUCCCUGAUACUGAAAGUGAAACUAAAGUACAGGAUCCCCUUAAAGGUCCCGAUGGCGGUGUUCCAAAAGUUGAAGGUGAUCUAAAAGGACCGGGUUCUCCAGAUGGCCCUGGAAAAGGUCCCAGCCAAGAAGUAGAAUCACCACCCCGUGAUUCCGCAUCUUCUACUCAAGAUGGUGCAGGAGUCGGAGCUGGAGUGAAACCUCCAGAGGUCCCAAAAGAUACGGCAGAUUUACCAGAAUCAGGGUCAUCCUCUUCUAAAACAACACAAGAGCAGGAGUCUGCCUUGGCUGCCAAAGCUGAUCCCUUAAAAGUUCCUGAGACUCGACAACAGAAACAACCAGAGGGGCCGCCGACGGGUCAGCUUCCACAAGCUUCACAACAACUCCCUUCUACAAAAACUGACCAGGCUAUCAAUCCACUUCAACCACAACCAGCGCAACCCCCGGUAGUUAAGAACCCUGAAGUCCCAUUGCCACAACCCAGAUUGGCGGAGAAUACUUUGCCGGAUGCUCCACCCGCUACGCCGCCUGUUACUGCUCCACUGGAAAGUCGCACUAAAGAGGUUGCUAUAAAGCCAGUUGUUAAUCCAACUCCGAAACCUACAACGGACAGGGCUCAGACUACCACGGAGGCAGGUCAGCAAGCUAAUGCCCAGGGUACGCCUGGAGCUGGAAGUGGCGCCAACGCCACCCAGGAAAAUACAGAAGCUAAUAAAGACAACCAGGUUAAGGAAGUGCUCAUGUCAUCUUUGAAGGAGAUGCAAACGGAUUUUGACAACGUGAACUCGACGGAGAUGGUACAGCCGCCAGCAGACAAGGCUGAUGCUGCAAAGAAGUCGUUGUGUGAAUCGUUUAAAACGGAUCUGGUAAACGUCUGUACAGCCUCAGGACAGAACAGCUCGGCGGACCUGUUGACACUGGUGAACAACUACUACAGGAACAACGUGUGUAUGACGGAGCACUCGCUGAACCAGCUGUUUAACAAGGACGGAGAAUUCGCAUAUAAGCUGUUGACAAGCCACCUUGCUCAGUUCAGCAAGAAGGCGCCGAACAAGAGCACGCAAGACGUGUACGACAAGUCAGUGCCGGUGGUGACGAAGCUGGCAGACCUGAUGAAAAACGCAGAACUGGCUCUGGUGUCGGACAAGGUCAAGGACCUGCUGGAGAAGAGGAACCUGAUACUUACGUCGGCACUGUGCGCAGUAGCCAACGCGGACCAGAACGUCAUGGCGAGCACUCAGUUCGAAUCGGGCCAAGUAACGCUGACGCUGAACCAAGAGGACUACAUCAAGGAAACGACCGAAGCAUUCAUGAAGGCAUAUGCACCGAUGGCAGAGCUGCUGAAGGAGUUUAACACGCUGAUGCCGAAGCUGUUGGACAUAUUCGAAGCAGGAUUUGAAAACAAGAUAAACAUGUUGACUUCACUGGCAAACUCAAGAAACACACCGGCACAGCCAAGUGUUGGUGCACCAGCUGCCGGCCGCGCACCUGGAGUAAGCGCCUCUGGCUCUGCACCGGCAUCUGCUAGUACGACAACAACGGGAGCUGGCAGUGGCCCAUCGCCUCCAUCUACAUCAAACGCAGCAACAGGUCCACUUCCAAGUGCACAAGCUACCGAUGGACUGACAAGGCAACCAGCAGCAGCCGUAUUGAAAACGGAAGCAACUAGACCCGCUGCUACGACCACUUUAACCACAGGAAGUACUGGAUCAACUGGUACCAGGUCAACACUGCUGCAAUUCGUAGGAGACGACAACAGGGAAGUGGCGGCUGUACACGGACACCCGUCGCUAAUACAAAAGUUUAAAUCAUUAUUGCAAGUUUCCACCACUCCACUGGCCGCAACCGGAUCUGGCCCCUCUCCAACAUCGCCUAAGGACCCUGCACCUACCACUCCUAAAGAGCCUGCUCCAACAACACAUGAAGCAUCUGGACAGGUGCUUACAGGCCAGAAUAUCGUAACAGGUGGAUCUGCCACCCAGGGUUCACUACCAGGUGGAUCGACGACCCAGGAUUCAGCAAGAAAUCAGUUAACGAACCAAGGACCUGGUUCAGCCAAUGUUGCGCAAGGACAGGGGUCGGAAAACAGACCAGCAGGGGCAGCUGCAGCUGGACUUGGACAAUCUAGCCCUGGAGGCGCACAACCGGGUGUAUCAGGAAGUCAGAGUGCUGGAGGACCACAGGUCGAUGUAACUAGACUUAAUGGAAUGGAAUUGUUAAACAGAACAACACAGGGAGGAGUUGUGACAACAGACCAUUCACAGCACCAAUUGGCUACAUCAGGAACUAAUUCGGUUCUGGCCAAACUAGGUCUAGAAGCGGCGACGAGGGCAGAGACAGACGCACUGGUUACAGGAACAGGACCACUCGGAGUACUCAGUCAGAUAAAAACGAAACUGGCGGCAUUGGUAUCAAGAGGAAAUUCAGGAGCACAAGCACCUGCAAAAGGAGCAGCACCAAGCGAGGAAGCAGCGAAGAAACUAAGAGAAGUUGAGGAGGAGCAGCAGUUGUUCGACGAAGCAAUGAAGCACUUCAUGAAUUUGGGAUUGUUUAAGACCAAAGGAGGGAAGUUUGUGGCAGAAUUGGACGAACAGAAGGUCAAGGCCCUAGUUAGAGCAAACCUUUUGACACUCAACGACUUUGACUCGUUGUACAAUCUGGUGGUUGGACCGCAGAGGUCGCUGCACUCGCUCUACGCGUUCAUGGAGCACAUGCUGUUGUCCCCGGACGCAGACGAGAAGAUAAAGCACCUGGAGGAUUCCAAGCUCCUGGAGCGCAUAAAGAACAUGGUGAGCCCGUUGGAAGAUCUGUACGAGCAAAUAAAGGCAAACGUUCCAAAGCUGACACUGAGAAGUCCCAGCCUGGGCGCGGACUCGGAGCUCGAAGCGCCAGCGAGACCCUCAGGAGAGGCCGCGGGAGAGCACGUAAACAGAAGAGGAAAAUUCUUGCUAGUUUCAAACUCCAGCGGAGUAAAUUUAUCGGAUCAUAACCUCUUGAUUAAAUUAAAUAAACUAAUCCAGAACCUAUCGACUAGAUCUGGAUUUAAGGUAGGUGGAGACAGCUAG
Messenger RNA from Theileria orientalis strain Shintoku, 3330 nucleotides. RefSeq lists its product as hypothetical. NCBI's taxonomy places the organism in Eukaryota, Apicomplexa, Aconoidasida, Piroplasmida, Theileriidae. Bases 1 to 3330 code for a protein of 1109 amino acids. The transcript is spliced from 2 exons. The record is from RefSeq and is a predicted model, not a curated record.